UGGCAUGACGUGGAUGACAUCCCGAUCCUCGCUUUCCAUUUCCUCCAUCAUCCCACACCAUCAGCUCAGAUGCUGGUACAAACGUCAUCCUCCGCGGUAGUUCGUUCCAUUGUCCUGCCCUUUGUGGUGACAAGCAUGGGUGGCUUCCAUCCCCGCCAGACGUUCACAAUGGACUGGGACCUUAUUUGAACGUGUGCUAACCUCGCACAACAUGCCGGGUCGGAGCAUUGAUCACAUAACAAAGUAGCUUUAGCGAUUAUCGCCUUUCUACCUAAGACUUAUCAAGAUGUCGAAUCUCAUGCACAAGGUCAAAGAUGCCUUGACUGGCCAUCACGGCAAUUCCAAUUCCCGCAAAGGUCAGGGUAACAAGCCCAGUACCGACAACUAUAAUUCGGGCGGCGCGGAGCGAUAUGGGCCUGGCGAUGGUUCCUAUAGCUCUCAGCCCAGCUCUGAUAACUACAGUGCUGGCGACUAUGAGCGCAGGACGGACACAUAUGGUUCGGGCACUGGUGGUGAAUAUGGCGGCAGCUACGGAUCUCAGACCAGUAGCUACGAUUAUGGUAAUACGGGUGGCUAUGGAUCUGGCUCUGCGGAUUAUAGACAUGAAACGGAGAGAUACGGUGGCUCAGGGACUGGAUAUGAAUCGCGGGCUAUGGACAGUGGAGCGAUGCAGGACUUCGGCGGUGGUGCAGGAGACAGCAGCUACAACACCUACGGCCAGGACACUGGAUCUAAUGAGUACAGUCCUACCAACAGGUUGGACUCUGGCAAGAUGGGUUACCAUUCGAUGGGCCCGGACAACGUGCGCUCUGGUGGUCCGCAGCGGAACCAAUGGUAGAGGCACUUGCAAGUAUCAUCAGUCUCAUGCAAAGGUUGAUUAUUUAAUACACAUGUAUGAUGGACAUGCGGUAAUUUAUAUGCGGAAUAGUAAUCGAAUCUCCUCGAAGA
This is a messenger RNA of Aspergillus welwitschiae, 948 nucleotides long. RefSeq lists its product as uncharacterized. The coding region runs from base 287 to 838 and encodes 183 amino acids. The transcript has 2 exons. The record is from RefSeq and is a predicted model, not a curated record. NCBI's taxonomy places the organism in Eukaryota, Fungi, Ascomycota, Eurotiomycetes, Eurotiales, Aspergillaceae.